Messenger RNA from Oryza brachyantha (malo sina), 3247 nucleotides. Its product is annotated as leucine-rich repeat receptor-like kinase protein FLORAL ORGAN NUMBER1. The record is from RefSeq and is a predicted model, not a curated record. The transcript has 2 exons. Lineage: Eukaryota; Viridiplantae; Streptophyta; Magnoliopsida; Poales; Poaceae. Gene Ontology annotation, molecular function: protein kinase activity; receptor serine/threonine kinase binding; ATP binding. Gene Ontology annotation, biological process: protein phosphorylation. The coding region runs from base 21 to 3014 and encodes 997 amino acids.
UAUCAUCACCAUCACGUACGAUGCCUCCCCCUCUUCUCCUCCUCCUCCUCCUCCUCGUCCCACCACCCUCCUCCUUCGCCUCCCCCGACCGCGACAUCUACGCGCUCGCCAAGCUCAAGGCGGCGCUCCUGCCCUCCCCUUCCGCUUCCGCACCUGCACCGCUCGCCGACUGGGACCCGGCCGCCGCGUCCCCCGCCCACUGCUCCUUCUCCGGCGUCACCUGCGACGACCACUCCCGCGUCGUCGCCAUCAACCUCACCGCACUCCCGCUCCACGCCGGCUCUCUCCCGCCCGAGCUCGCGCUGCUCGACUCCCUCGCCAACCUCACCAUCGCCGCCUGCUGCCUCCCGGGCCACCUCCCGCUCGAGCUCCCCACCCUGCCGUCUCUCCGCUAUCUCAACCUCUCGAACAACAACCUCUCCGGCCACUUCCCCGCCCCCGACUCCGACUCCGCCGCCGCUGACGCCCGAUACUUCCCCGCGCUCGAGCUCAUCGAUGUCUACAACAACAACCUCUCCGGCCUGCUCCCGCCCUUCUCCGCCGCGCACGACCGCCUCCGCUACCUCCACCUCGGUGGGAACUACUUCACCGGCGCCAUCCCGGACACCUACGGCGACCUCGCCGCCCUCGAGUACCUUGGCCUCAACGGCAACACGCUCUCCGGCCGCGUUCCCACCUCACUCGCGCGCCUCAAGCGCCUCCGCGAGAUGUACAUCGGCUACUACAACCAGUACGACGGCGGCGUCCCGCCCGAGUUCGGCGACCUCGACGCGCUCGUCCGCCUCGACAUGAGCAGCUGCAACCUCACGGGCCCCGUCCCGCCGGAGCUCGGACGACUCCAGCACCUUGACACGCUCUUCCUCCUCUGGAACCGCCUCUCCGGGGAGAUACCGCCGGAGCUCGGUGAUCUCAAGAGCCUCGCGUCGCUCGACCUCUCCGUCAACGACCUCACCGGCGAGAUUCCGCCCAGCCUCGCCAAGCUGUCCAACCUCAAGCUCCUCAACCUGUUCCGGAACCAUCUCCGCGGCGGCAUACCGGAGUUCGUCGCCGACUUUCAGCAGCUCGAGGUGCUGCAGCUGUGGGACAACAACCUCACCGGCAAUAUCCCCGCCGGACUCGGAAAGAACGGCCGCCUCAAUAUCCUGGACCUGGCAACCAACCACCUCACCGGCUCCAUCCCGCCGGACCUCUGCGCUGGCCGGAGGCUGGAGAUGCUCGUGCUCAUGGAGAACGGCCUGUUCGGCCCCAUCCCGGAGUCGCUCGGCGACUGCAAGACGCUGACGCGCGUCCGCCUCGCCAAGAACUACUUGACCGGUCCGGUGCCCGCCGGGCUGUUCAACCUCCCACAGGCGAACAUGGUGGAGCUCACCGACAACCUGCUCACCGGCGAGCUCCCUGACGUGAUCGGCGGCGACAAGAUCGGCAUGCUGCUGCUAGGAAACAACGGGAUCGGUGGCCGCAUUCCUCCGGCAAUCGGGAACCUCCCGGCGCUGCAGACGCUGUCGCUGGAGUCCAACAACUUCUCCGGCGCCUUGCCGCCGGAGAUCGGCAGGCUCAAGAACUUGUCCAGGCUCAACGUCAGCGGCAACUCGCUCACCGGCGCCAUUCCGGAGGAGCUCAUUCUCUGCGCCUCCCUCGCCGCCAUCGACCUCAGCCGCAACGGCCUCUCCGGCGAGAUACCGGGGAGCAUCACGUCGCUGAAGAUACUGUGCACGCUCAACGUGUCAAGGAACAGGCUGUCCGGCGAGCUCCCGCCGGAGAUGUCGAACAUGACGAGCCUCACCACGCUGGACGUCUCCUACAACAGCCUCUCCGGCCCCGUGCCGAUGCAGGGCCAGUUCCUGGUGUUCAACGAGAGCUCGUUCGUCGGUAACCCCGGCCUGUGCGGCGGCCCUGUCGCCGACGCGUGCCCCCCGUCGAUGGCCGGCGCGGGCUCAUCGUCGCUGUCCCUGCGGCCGUGGGACUCCAAGAAGAUGCUGGUGCUUCUCGUCGUGGUGUUCGCGGCGCUGGUCAUCGCCUUCCUCGGCGCGAGGAAAGGGUGCGAGGCGUGGCGGGAGGCGGCGCGGCGGCGGUCGGGGGCGUGGAAGAUGACGGCGUUCCAGAAGCUGGACUUCUCGGCGGAUGACGUGGUGGAGUGCCUGAAGGAGGACAACAUCAUCGGCAAGGGCGGCGCCGGGAUCGUGUACCACGGCGUGACACACGGCGGGACGGAGCUGGCGAUCAAGCGGCUGGUGGGGCGGGGCGGCGGCGACCACGACCGCGGGUUCUCGGCGGAGGUGACGACGCUGGGGCGGAUCCGGCACCGGAACAUCGUGCGGCUGCUGGGGUUCGUGUCGAACAGGGAGACGAACCUGCUGCUGUACGAGUACAUGCCGAACGGCUCGCUGGGGGAGAUGCUGCACGGCGGCAAGGGCGGCCACCUCGGGUGGGACGCCAGGGCGCGCGUCGCGGCGGAGGCGGCGUGCGGCCUCUGCUACCUCCACCACGACUGCGCCCCGAGGAUCAUCCACCGCGACGUCAAGUCCAACAACAUCCUGCUCGACUCCGCCUUCGAGGCGCACGUCGCCGACUUCGGCCUCGCCAAGUUCCUCGGCGGCGCCACCUCCGAGUGCAUGUCCGCCAUCGCUGGCUCCUACGGCUACAUCGCGCCAGAGUACGCAUACACGCUGCGUGUGGACGAGAAGAGCGACGUGUACAGCUUCGGUGUGGUGCUCCUAGAGCUGAUCACGGGCCGCCGCCCCGUCGGCGGGUUCGGUGACGGCGUGGACAUCGUGCACUGGGUCCGCAAGGUGACCGCCGAGCUGCCGGACAGCUCCGACACCGCCGCCGUCCUCGCGGUGGCCGACCGCCGCCUCUCGCCGGAGCCGGUGGCGCUGAUGGUGAACCUCUACAAGGUGGCCAUGGUGUGCGUGGAGGAGGCCAGCACGGCCCGGCCCACGAUGCGCGAGGUGGUCCACAUGCUCUCCAACCCCGGCCCGGCCCAGCCCAACAGCGACCUGCUCGUCACCUUCUGAACCCAAACCCUACCGAUUGAUAUCUAUAGCUGCUCCAGCUUAAUGGUAUGGAUAAUGUGUGAGCUUAAUUAAUUAAAUUAGACACUAAUUUUGGUUUAGCUGGUGCUUUUGCCCAUCGUGUGGUUGACGUGAACAAUAACUUGCAGAAAAAGGUUACUAGCUACUUUCUGCUUAAUGCGUAACAGCUGAAUGAAUAUGUGGAUAUAGUAAAGUUGAAGUUGAAAUAUCUAUGU